Porites evermanni is the source of this 2829-nucleotide messenger RNA. The record is from the annotation of a GenBank genome assembly. Lineage: Eukaryota; Metazoa; Cnidaria; Anthozoa; Scleractinia; Poritidae.
AUGGACGAAUUUGAAACAAUAAAUCUGGACAGUAGAGCGUGCAAGAUUUGUAAGCAAGAAACUGGAGAAGAAUUAAUUUCUUGUAUUUUACACGAUCAGUUUUCUACUGCGGAAAAGAACAUCAUCUUUCCGACCGACUUUGGCGUUUCUUCAAUUGAGGAAGGCGAACCUUCAUUUGCUCAUCGGGUUUGUUUGGAGAGAUGGGACACAGUGAUGAAAAAUACUUACUUUCCUCAGCCAAAGAAAACUUGGAAAGAUCGACUCAAAGGUUUUAUAACCACUGGAUCUGCAAAUAACAAUGUUACAGAGACAUGGAGCCCAGUUGAUUAUAAUGUUGGGCCAGCUUCGGACCAACCGAUAUUGGAGUCUACUACAAUGCCAGAAAAGGCAAGAUCGUCCUAUUCUGUUUUUAGCGAGAGCAAAGAAGCUUAUCGAGUAGAAAAUGUGGGGGAAAGAGACACUGAACGUGGCCACUGGCGAAGAAAUAAGAUUCGCAUCUGUUCUGUUGACUCAGAAGAUGAAGUUGAAGAACGUGUUCUGUCGAGCAAAGGAAGUGUUUUUCGUCGCACAAGGACGGAACGUGAGUACAUAAGCUUAUGUUUUAUUUUUAUGCGUACUGACGCAUUAAAGGCGUGAAAUUAGCAACUUUCACCCAAUUUGGCGCGACAGUUUGUCUUGAAAGUAGCUACUUGUAGCCAAACUUUAAUAAAUACAGUAUGGUAAUAAUUUUAUAAUGAUAUUUGCUACAUUUUGCCAGCACGGCCGUCUUUUUAAUUUGUAUUCCACUCAUCAGAAUUCUUUUUGGGUCGUAUUCCUCGUUCACCCCAAUCGCAACCACAUAGUAACUGACACAGCAGCAAUGAGGCAAGUGUAACAGAAACAUAGCCUUAUAUGGGCCAUAAAUGUACUAAUUUUUAUUGUUAUUUGCCAUUCCAUACUACUUUCAGAAAUUUUGCUUAUUUACAUUGGUGCCAUGUCAACUGCCUUAGUAACUUAUUAAUAUCAGCAGAUUGGUUUAUACUGGCCCUUUCCUGUGAGUGUUUAAACAUGUAGAUCAUGAAAAUUCAUGACUUCUCCUUGGCCAAACUGAUCAACAUUUUUUAAGAUCUAAAAUUUUUCUCUGCCAUGGCAUUCCCAGAUUUGUAAAGUUGAUCCUUGUGUUAUAUGAUAACUGUCAAUACACUAUCACCAACAACAGAAUUUUUGAGCUUUUUCACAUUGCAGGGAGUAGCAUUCCCAGCUAGAUCCCCUCCUAGGUGAAAAGGACCUCACAGUCACUUUUGGUACACUGUCCAUUCCACCAUCAGCAUCUCUUUAUUGAAAAAAAAACAUUGAUUGUCCUUUCUUACAGUAAAUGCCUACCAAAGUCCCAAGUGGUUUUAUUGGUAAUGUUGUGUUCAUUAUUAUGCUGGACAGCCACUCUGAUAGGUCAUUUCCGAGUUCCCUCCGGCCUCAGUAUCAAAAAACGAAGUUAAGUGCUCAGCCUUUGAUAUGGAAAUGAUUAUUCUUUCUCAUGCAAAUAAAACUCAUUUACGCACGAAAGGUUGUGCACUUGGCCUCAUUUUCAAAGUGAGGGUUUUUGGAACUCGGAAGUGGCCUAUUGGUGUGAUUAUUAUUUUAAGUGAUGCUUAAAACAUUUUUGUCCUUUCAGUGAAUGAGUAUGACAUUGUUAAGUUGAAGGAGACUGUGGAGAAUUUGAAGUUGCAGAUAAAUGGUUAGUGUCAGGAUCUUGUUGGAAAAAAUAAGAACGAAUAAGAGAGUUUUUAUAUAUUAAAGCUGAUAUAUGUUACUGCACCCUACGAUCAGAGCCUCCUUUUUUCUUGUUCUUGAUCAGGGAGGAGAAACGGAGGCUCUGGGUGAAUCACACCAAGCAUUUCAAGUCACCGCAGGCCCUAAACUUCUGGACAAGUCAGUCUUGUUUUCUCUCAUCAAACUAGUUUUUUGGAUUGCGAGCAUCUGUUUGUUGAUAAGCUGAUGGUCAUACCUAAGCCUGCACAGCUAUUUGACCUGGGUUUGAAACUGUAUUGUAGCAACAUGCAGCACAAAGAUAUCCUAUUUGAUUCUUGAUAAAAGUCCUCUUAGAGUACACCAAAAUCUAGCAAGUGAAAGGAAGGUUCUGCAGACAUGUUGAUUUUUAACACCAGUUGCUUCCAUAUAAGAAAUGGCAAAAGCAAAAUGGCAAUAUUGUAUCUCCUGGGGGGGGGGGGACUCCCUUAUAUAAGCUAUCUAGGUAUGUGCCGCCCCAUUCGGUAGGGUUUUUGCACGAAUGUGGUCUGAAAACGGGUAUACACUUUGCCCAUUUUGGUCUGGAAUCAGGUAUGGUUUUUGAGGGAACUACGGGAGUGUAUGAACGUCUUUCUUGUUUCAAUUCCAGAUGAGUAAGAAAGAAAGAAAAAAUGUGACUUCGAAAUGGAUUUGAAGAAUUUCAUAAUUUCUGCCUAAAGGCCAGGUCUGAAAACGGGUAUGGAUUUUAGAGGUCUGGUCUGAAAGUGGGUGUUGAAAACUACAUUUUUUGGUCUGAAAUCGGGUCAGGAUUUGGAGAACCGUGUGGCACACCCCCACCAAGAAUUCCCAGGAGUCCCCCCCGGUUGUAUCUUAACCCCUUAUUUUACUUUGUCUCUUUUAUUUUUAUUGACAGAUGUUUCCUCAGAUCUUGUCACCCAUCUACAAGUGAGAGAUGAUCUUCGUUUACAGCAAAAUACCAUGAAAGUUACUGUGGGCAAACUUGUCCAUCUUCAAUCCAACAUCAAAACAUCAAGCGCACAGGAUAGACCCAGGUCUACAAACGCUACUAAACUGCACUGUCCAAAUAAUGUUAUUAUUACAUGA